This is a messenger RNA of Geodia barretti, 581 nucleotides long. Lineage: Eukaryota; Metazoa; Porifera; Demospongiae; Tetractinellida; Geodiidae. The record is from the annotation of a GenBank genome assembly.
GUGUGGUGGAAGGAGUUAGUUAGGCAGACUACAGCCAGAACGAGUCCCUAGCGAUGCUUUCCUGCCUAUCGUAUGCGCCACUCUCGAGUCGCCCAUGUGGUUCACCUGCUGACAAAGAGGCAGAGGAUGAAGUGCUAGUGCUUAGUAUUGGGCCUUCAUUCAAGUACGUGGUACCGAGCUUUGACGUUCUAGCCGUUGCAAUGAGACCGAUGAAGAUUAGAGUUAACGUCGACGGACAAGAUAGAACGUAUGACAUAUUCAUUAGAACAGACAACUCGCUCAAUGGGCACCUCCUCCCAGCCAUGAUGAGAGUGAAAGAUUACGCGCUUGUUGAGGAGUGUGAGUUCAGCGUGUCAGUGAAUCUUUCAAACUUUCAUUUACCACCACAAGGUGUACUAGUUGCGUGGUUGUGGGACUGGCAAGAAGAAAGUAAAAAUGAUACACCUGCAGACGUUGAAAGCCGUGAACAACACAAUCCUUACCUGCAGUCAGAGUCAGAGUCAGAGUCAGAGUCUGGCAAAAGCGAUAAUGAAACCACGCAGUUGUCCCUACCAACAAGGACUCACACUGUUACUUUUAAA